This is a messenger RNA of Volvox carteri f. nagariensis, 3591 nucleotides long. RefSeq lists its product as uncharacterized. Gene Ontology annotation, biological process: protein phosphorylation. The coding region runs from base 1 to 3591 and encodes 1196 amino acids. Gene Ontology annotation, molecular function: ATP binding; protein kinase activity. The record is from RefSeq and is a predicted model, not a curated record. Lineage: Eukaryota; Viridiplantae; Chlorophyta; Chlorophyceae; Chlamydomonadales; Volvocaceae. The transcript has 11 exons.
AUGUGGAAAUUGCGAUGCUGCUUCGUUGGCACAGUGAAGGACCAUCCAACCAAGGCCGAUUCGCUGCAGAUACAGCGUGACGUGUGCACGUGCCCAAUCGCUGAGCAGGCUGCAGCUUUUGAGGCGUCAGGAAUAACGCUUGGAUGUAACGAGACAGCGCAAAGCUUCCCAGCUCCCGUCGCUCAUGGUGGCACUCAAUGGCAAUCUGGCUGCAUCGUGGCUGUAAAGUGGAUUGUCACCGAUGCCGUGAAUGUUCCAGCCGCGUUCAUGGAGGCACUUCUUGCCAAGAUGCUGGCGCAUCCCUUUCUGGUUCAGACAUUUGAUUGUGCUAUUUGCCAGUUGGAUGAUGAAGCCAUGUACCAGGGAAGCGCCUGCGACCUCGCACCAUCAGCUCGUUUUUCGAUGGAUGACCUUCCGUCGUUGCGUGCUCAGCCAGACAACAACGCAGCGCCCUGCAGAAUAUCAUCCCCUGACGCACAAAACGAGAACAGUUGCGCCGAUGCCGAAGACGUUUUUUCAGUUGCCCGAGCCAUGGACAGCUUUGAGGGCAACGUGCAUGGCGACCCCUUGCGGCUUAGGCCCGUCAACAGCUGGGACGUUCUUCGUCAGCUGGGAGCUGUGGCCGGCAAGUACGUGGUGCAGAUUGUGAGCGAGUGGUGCGACGAGGGGACUUUGCACGCCGCCAUCCGGCGCGGCGUGUUCAAACCUCAGGCCCCAGCCGGCCCUGGAGGUGCUCGGGGUCGGUCGCGGACCUGGGCACUGCGGGCGCUGCUCAGAACCGCUCGCGAGGUGGCCCAAGGCAUGAGCCACCUGCACUCCCUGAACAUCAUCCACGGCGACCUGAAGCCCGGGAACGUGCUGCUCAAGAGCAGCCGCAUCGAUUCGCGCGGCUUCGUGGCGAAGGUGGCCGACUUUGGACUGUCCCGGCUGUGCAACCAGAGGGAGGAGUACGUCACAACCGCCGACUGGGGUACGGUGCCGUACAUGGCGGGGGAGUACCUGGACAACCGGCUGUGCAAGAGCUCAGAUGUGCGCGAGGGUCGGGGGGUCUACUCCUUCGGUGUGCUGCUUUGGCAGAUGUACACGGGCAAGGCGCCCUUUGCAGGCCACCUAGAAGCCCAAGUGGCGGUGGGGGUCAUGUUCGGCAGUCUGCGCCUCGAGUGGCCGACCAACAUGCCACCCCCCCUUCUGAGACUGGGCCAAGCAUGUUGCCGUCACGAGCCGGAGCAGCGACCCACCUUCAAGGAGGUGGUGGUGGCGCUGGCGGGCAUCGAGCAACAGCAGCCGUACAAGAUUUACCCUCCGUGCGUGUACGGCAGGCAUGUUGGUGACGCUGUCGCUUACCAGCACAACCCGCCAGCUGGUACGCCAGCAGGUAUCAGUCGCCAGAUCGGUCUUGCAAUGCCACCAUCGUCAUCCUUCGCCCAGCAACAACAACAACAACAGCAGCAGCAGCAACAGCAACAGCAAGAAAUAUUCAUCGUUUCCACCAGUUGCAGUUUCGGGGCAGUCAACUCCGCCGCCGCUGCCGCCACCGCCACCGUCCCUGAUAACAGACCCGGAGCCAGAAGCUGUGGAGCCGCUGGCGGCGAGGUGCUGGCGCUGGCGACGACGACCGCAGCUGCACCGGCCACACCGAUGUCGUACUAUACCUCGCCGCUGCGAAGCUCCUCCCUGCAGCGACCUGACGAGGAGCACGCCGCCGCCGCUGCCGCCGGUCACGUUACGUUUUCUGCUGACGCCCCCGAGCUGUCCGAAACUCUCAGCGGUUUGAUGCCGCUGUACUGCGCUGUCGGCGUCGGCGGUUACGCCGCCGCCGCUGCCGCCGCCGGUUCCUCCCCUCUGUCGCAUCAUCACGUCAUCCUCAGCCCGCCGCUGGCGGCGCAGCUAUCCACGUCGUGUGCGUUCCAACAGCAUCCUCAGACGGCUGCACAGCAGCCGCGACCGCCGUACAGCACCUCGCCCCUACCGCAUCACUCUUGUCAACUUCAAGAACAAGUACGGCAACAAGAGCGACGGGAGCGACAGCGACAGUGUUACGCUCAGGGACCGGAAUCUGCCAACUGCUCCUCGCGGGCUGCUGGGACUGCAGAGGCGACGGAGGUGUUGCUCCGGAUGUCGACGGUUGCGUUGGCAACGGUGCACCCUGACGGCCCCGUCGGGGGCUCGUCGCCACUGCCGCCGCCGCUGCUGGCGGCGGCGACUGGUGCUGCUGAGCCUCCAGGCGCUGCAGGGGCUGUGACGCCGCCGCCGGCAGCUGCUCAACCGACAGUGCCGGUGGUCGAUGUGGCAACGGAGACUGACGCGGAUUGGGGCCAGCAACAGCAACAGCCGUCAAGGGUUGCGGUGACGGCGCUGGUGACGGCGGAUGCCAUGGCGGCGGCGGCGAUGCGAGGCCAACUAUGGCAGCGUGGCGCAGGGGAGGCGUCUGUCGUCGACUGCAAUGCUGCUUGUGACAGCUCCGCGGCUGCCGCUAUGGCUGCUGACGCAUGCAUCGUCACUCCCUCUCCCGCCUUCCCAUCCCCCGUUGCCGCCGCCACACCCGCCGCCGCCGCCGCCGGGGCCAACAUCCUCAUGUCCGCCGCCGCCUCGCCAUCUUCCUGGGUAUCUAGCACCACCGCCUCCGCUGCCACGACAACGUCCCUAAAGACAGUCUCCGCCACCGUUUCUGCUUCGGCGUCUCCAACUCCUCCGGCAUUGCCUCGCAUCGCAUCUCUAGCAAACGGCCAUGGCGGCCCCGGGGUAUCCGGGGCCCUCGCGAUAAUGACUGCGGAAGAGGGCUCCGCCGCCGCCGCCAUCGCUGCGACGGCUGCGACGACGAACACUAGCUGCAGCAGCGGAGGCGGUUUCGGCGGCAGCUGCUGCAGUAGCGUUAGUUGGAUGCCGGCGGGCAUUGUUAAGUCGGCGUCCUGGAUGCUGACGAGUCCUAACAUGCGACCUUCAGCUGACGGCCAGCUGCCGCCAGCAGGACGGUCAGCCGUCAGGUCAGGCGACGAGAGCCCCGCUAGCGUUCUGGCGUUAACCACGACGACGCCAAUAGCCGCGGAGGCGUUGACGAAACCUGCUACAACCGCAUUCGCGGGAACUGAAGCGGAUGGUUUGACAGAAACUGCCGCUGCCGCCGCCGCCGCCGCCACCGCCAGGGCAUCAGGGCACCCGAGGGCCUCAGCUUCGGCUGCCGGAGGCCCCGCCGCCGCUGCCGCCGCCGGCGGCGGCGGCAGAUCCAACAGCACCGGCAGCUCAGGCGCGCUAUGGUCGCCGUCGUACACCCGUUCUGCGACGCCGCUGCCGACGGCAAGUAUGCCGCAGGUGACGGCAACCUCGGUGGGUGCGGCAGCGGCGGCACUGCCGCCACGGGCCGUAAGCAGCAGCCGCCGCGGCAGCAAGGGCCCAGCGCUGCAGGACGUUCCCGAGGACGAUGAUUGGGAUGGCGCCGCCGCCGCCGCCGCCGCCGCCGCUGCCGCCGAGAUGGCAGAGGCGCCGGCGCGGCCACCAGCUAAUUCUGCCUUCAUGAACAGCUCCCGAGAUAUCGGGAUCGACGCUUUUUCCGUCGCGAUCACCCUCAUGGGGGGGAGGUCUGUGUGGUGGUGA